Messenger RNA from Dothidotthia symphoricarpi CBS 119687, 492 nucleotides. RefSeq lists its product as uncharacterized. Bases 1 to 492 code for a protein of 163 amino acids. The record is from RefSeq and is a predicted model, not a curated record. The transcript has a single exon. NCBI's taxonomy places the organism in Eukaryota, Fungi, Ascomycota, Dothideomycetes, Pleosporales, Dothidotthiaceae.
AUGACGUUGGAGACGCUGGAUGUGGUGCAGUACCGAGCGCUUAUCGAAGACUUGGUCAGCCGCAUGCAAAAGCGUGGCAUUGACUGUAUGGAGUGGAAGCACGGCGAGAGCUACCCAACCGUCUUGAGAGCAGUAAGCGCAGGCAUAACAGGUAACAUGCCGGGCAACGGAAUCUCUCUGAGUUACGCUUGCAUGCUGAACGGCAAGGGACUGCUGCGGUGGGUGGUGGUAGAUGAGUGUUGUCUUAUCGUCACAUCAAGCCUCUGGCGGCCGAAGCUGGCAGGCAACGUCGAAGAAUCCGCUGCUGCUGCCGUGCCUAAUAGUAUUGCUUACGGCAACGCUUCCGCCCGCGCGGGAGGGCGAAAUGGCAUCAAGAAAGUUGGUUCGGUAUGCAACGUACAUCCGAGCGAGCGCGGUGCGGCUGAACACUCGAUACUUUGUGUCGUGUCGUGGUACAAGCGGGGCAAGACGCAGGAAACGGCGCUACUUUGA